Cornus florida is the source of this 3522-nucleotide messenger RNA. RefSeq names its product protein SCAR1-like. Gene Ontology annotation, cellular component: cytoskeleton. Gene Ontology annotation, biological process: positive regulation of Arp2/3 complex-mediated actin nucleation; actin cytoskeleton organization. The transcript has 9 exons. Lineage: Eukaryota; Viridiplantae; Streptophyta; Magnoliopsida; Cornales; Cornaceae. The record is from RefSeq and is a predicted model, not a curated record. Bases 179 to 3169 code for a protein of 996 amino acids. Gene Ontology annotation, molecular function: Arp2/3 complex binding; protein kinase A regulatory subunit binding.
AAGCUGCUCCUCUCGCUUCACCUAAUCCCAUUGUCUCAACCUACGCACAUUAUCUCUCUCUUCAUACAUUUAUUCCGCCAUUAAUUCCCCUGUACCACCAUCUCUUUUCCUCUCUCUGUCUUCUUGGAAUUUUUAGAGAGAGAAAGCACAGAGUUUGGAGCACACAGAGAGAGAAGAUAUGCCUCUAGCGCGAUUUCAGUUGAGCAAUGUGUACGGAUUGGGAUUACCAGAGCUGUACAAAGAAGCGAACCGAGAAGAUCCAAAAGCUGUGCUUGAUGGUGUUGCUGUCUCUGCUCUGGUUGGGGUUUUGCGUCAAUUAGGCGACCUUUCUGAAUUUGCAGCAGAGGUUUUCCAUAGCCUACAGGAAGAAACGAUGACCACGGCUUCUAGAAUCCAUAAGUUGAUGGCUCGUGUAAAACACAUCGAAACUGCAGUUCCUCCGCUUGAGAAGACCAUACUAGCCCAAAGAGGCCACCUUCAUUUUGCUUACACUGCUGGUACUGACUGGCAUGUCUGCAUCCAAAAUGAACAAAAUCACUUUAUUUGCAAAGACUUACCACGAUUUAUUAUGGAUUCCUAUGAGGAGUGUCAUGAUCCUCCACAGCUGCACUUGCUUGACAAAUUUGACAGUGGCGGCCCAGGAUCUUGCAUAAAGAGAUAUUCAGAUCCAACCUUCUUUAAGGGGGCAUCAGCCAGCCCUGAUAGAACAAAUGCUGAGAAAGUACCAAAAAAUAAGAAGGAUCAUAGAAUCAAGAACAAAAGAACAUGUCAGAGAAAUGGAGAAGUGUCAUAUGGUACAGCAAUAUCAACUCAAUUUGGCAGAAUGCAAUUUGCUUCUUUAGGCAUUGAUGAGCAUUCUACUCAGACUGUCUCCACAUUUGAUGUUACAUUGAAAUCUGACCUUGGAAAGACAUCAAAUUCUUCUGAUUCAAGAACUGAUUCGGGCUACAAAAAAUGUGUUUUCCAUCCAAAAAACUUCAUGAAACCUGAAGAUCACGAGUCAUCCUCUCCUAGAUUAAAGAUGCUGCAGCAGCAGCAGCACUCUGAUACCCUUGAUUCAGCUUUUGUUGAUAAACGUAUUGGAGCUCUAGAUGAUUUUCCUAGGAGUUCAUAUCAGGGGCAAACUGGCCGCACUUCAUCUGAUGUCACUUGGGAUGAAAAGACAGAAAUAGUGGAGCCUGCAAGGGAGCAGUGUGAUCGUAGUAGAACUUCAGAGAUGUUCCCAACAAACUUUGACCUAGAUACUCAGGAGAAAAAUGCUGCUAACUUCAGAAGUGUUGAUCAAAUGGAUUUCCAUUUUGUUCAUGACUACACACCAGCAUCAAUCUUUGGUGAAAACCAGCUUGUUGAUAUUGAAAGUGAACCCGACAAGUAUAUGGAUGCACUUAACACCAUUGAAUCAGAAUCUGAAACUUAUUUAGAUUGCCAAACAAAGCAAGAACUGGUACGAUCUUCCAAUUUUAAUGAUGAAGGUAAAGAAGAUGGAAUGCAUGGGCUUAGAGCUCAUAAUCCAGACCAUCGUCUGUCAGAUUUUGAAUCUCAUGCUCCAGCUUAUAGCUUGCCAAAUGAAGGAACAUCAUAUGAUAAACCUGACUCAAUCUCUUCAGAGUCGUAUGCCCAUCAAUAUUCACCUCAAAUGGCUGGAAAAUCUUCUAAUCCCAGCAAUACACUGGACACUGGUUUCUUUGUAAAUGCUGAUAUUGUUGGUGGUUCAAAGAUAGAAUCUGUUAUCAGCAAUAUGUCGUCAUACUCUGGCUCCCUAAUCCCAAAUGUUGAUGAUUCAGGUCAUAAUGAUAGAUUUAAUCAUGCCCAUUGGAAGAAUUUGAAUGAAACUGGUGUAGCAACACCUGGAAUUAAGCAGUCAGUCACUUCACAUGUCAAAGCCUUAUCUACUGAAGCCAGCCAGGAGGAUGGUGAAAAUUCAACUGACAAGUUUGGACUUUCCCAUAGAUUACUUGUAAAUGGUUUCCCAAGAAAAGUAUUACUUGUUCAGGAUGAGAAUCCUGAAUCUACUAGCUCUGUGAAAUCUGGUGUUCUUGUGCAGAAGAGCAGGAACCAAUCCGUUGAAACUAUAACUUUUUCUGGGACACGCUUCAAGGAGCAUUUUGGAGGUGGACUUCUAGUAAUUUCACCUCCUUCUUCUCCACCACUUGAACAUAUGAAGAUAUCUUUGCAGCCUGUAAAUGGCCUUGAGAAUUCCAAACUCACACUGAAGUUUCUGGAUCGGAGUUAUUGUAAUGAAAAUAGUGAAGACAUGUUUCGUACAUUUCAGUUGGUCCCAGAGCCAGUUAUUCCACUGAAUGAUGAUGUUUCAGAAAAUGACAAUGACGCAUCUUAUAGAUCAUCUCCAUGUAUGUCUGAUGAUUGUCUUAGCCAUCACUCUUCUCAGUCAAAUCCUGAGCAGUGGGAAGCUAGCGAAACUUCCCAAAACAAGGACCAUGAAUUUUAUUAUGCUUUAUUCAAAAUCUCAUCUAUGGAUUCUGUUUCUAGUUCUAUGGAGCUUGAAGGAAGAGCUGGGAGAAGCAUCGGUAUUGACUCUGGACUUCAAAGCCCCUAUGCUGGAAACGAUGGUCAUUUGCUUGAUCUUCAAAGUUUCAAUACUUUGAACCCUUUAUUUGAGCAGGAAAUAAACAAUGAUGCAAAGGAUCUCUUAGAGUUGCACUUCCUUAAGGAGCCUACUCCACAACCUCCACCUCUCCCGCCAUUGGAAUGGCGAGCUAUAAAAUUCCAUUCAGAUGUGGUAGAAAAUAAGCAAGAUGCUGUAUUUGAAGCGCUCAAUCACGCAUUUAAUAUGGAGCCUCUAGGAUCUACCAUUUCUAUGCAGUCUGAGCCAAUCCCAGUUAAACAACGACAACAGAAACAAAACAUUGAGGAACUCAUUGCAUUUCCACUGAAGUGCAAGCAGCCAGAACAGCUGGACUUAAAUGGGCAGAAAGGAGCUGACCAGACGACGAAUAGCAAGAGCAUGGAUGAAAAUAAAGAUUUCCUACAGCAGAUUAGAACAAAAUCAUUUAGUCUCAGAUGUUCCACGACAACACUGCCGACCGAAACACCUAUGGCCACCACUGCCGAUGUUAAAGUCGCAGCAAUUUUGGAGAAGGCACAUGCAAUUCGCCAGGCUGUUGGGAGCGAUGAUGGAGAAGAAGAUGACAACUGGAGCGACACUUGAUUUUAUUUGGACAUUAUUGUACUGUUUAGUACAUGGGAAAGCAACUUCAUGUAAAGCUGUGUUACAUAUAAUAAGUGAAUUUCUGCCGACAUUGCGACAGGCGGCGACUGAUGGAGCCUGUCGCACAUCGGCAGGCAGGCAGGCCUAGCAUUGAUCAUGUAAAUAAUCCCAGUUCCUUUAUGUAAUUCAUUUGUAGGGCUUUUCUUUAGUUCCCCUGGUAGAACGUUGCGUUAAAAUAGGAGUUCCACCACCAUGUAUCAUAAUAUUUGUGGCUGUUAUUUAUAAAUAAUAUCUGAGAAUAUUUCUCUCUUUAUGGCGACAAAAAUCAUAGUCCCAAAAUAAUAAUAAUAAUA